CUUACCAACGGCCACGCUUUGACACAACGGAUAGCAACUUAGUAUCCUAAAACACUUUAAAAGAAGAAAUAAGGCCAAUCUGCUAAACCAAAGCAAAUGGCAUCGCCGCGCCAGGAAGGCCAGAGCUCUAGCUUGAAAGUCCACAUGCUGCGGCUUACCCCUGGCCAGGAGGUGAAGACAAGCCUGGAGGAAUACGUUGCCAGGGAAGCCAAGAAUGGCGUCUUCGUCAUGACCUGUUGUGGCUCCUUGACCUCGGCCACCCUCCGCCUUGCCGCCAAUGAGGAGGGGGUCACGAACAAGGUGAAGACGUUCAAGCAGCACUUCGAGGUGCUGGGGAUGUCGGGCACCGUCGGCCGCGGGGGCACGCACCUCCACGUGUCUCUGUCCGACCACGACGGCCGGUCGUUCGGCGGCCACGUGGUGAGGGACCUCGUCGUGUUCACCACCAUGGAGAUCGCGCUCGGGGAACCCACCGGCCUGGCGCUGGGCCGUUCCGCCGACGCUGCCACGGGCUUUGACGAGCUUACCUUAACCAAAGUGUAGUGUUCGUUGUGCAGAGGUCAGUCUGACGUUUUGGCAAAAUAUUUUAAUUUUUUUUUUCUCUUAUUGCAUGUGUAGAAUUCAUAGCAAUAAACAAGCAUCUAGG
Messenger RNA from Penaeus vannamei (Pacific white shrimp), 646 nucleotides. RefSeq names its product bifunctional protein GlmU. Lineage: Eukaryota; Metazoa; Arthropoda; Malacostraca; Decapoda; Penaeidae. The record is from RefSeq and is a predicted model, not a curated record.